CAUGCGCACUAUCGCAGGAACGUGGAUGUGCACGCGCGCGCACACGCACAAAAGUUUGGAUUUGUCGUCGUGAUUUGUUCCACGCACUUUGUUCCACUUCAAGCUGCGUGGAUUUCUUUCUCGAGGAGUCGUGGGAUUCUGUUGUAGUUUUAUUCUCGCCACUGAGCGUGGAUUUUGACGAAAGGAGUGGGGGAGACGGUCUGUCUGCGUGAAGCUUUUUGUUAUUGUCAAUCGUGUGAACCACAAAAAAGGCCCCCACAUGGACGGGCACCGCGUCGGCGGCAGCGCGCCCCCGGCCGGCCAGCAAGUGGUGCACGUCCGCGGCGACUCCCAGAGCGAGUUGGAGGCCCUGUUCAGCGCCGUCAUGAACCCGGCCAAGGCCGCCCAGCAGCCUGCCUCGCUGCCCAUGAGGAUGCGGAAGCUCCCUGACUCCUUCUUCAAACCGCCCGACCCCCGGACGCACUCCAGACAGGCCAGCUCGGACGGUGGCGCGUGCGCGUCCCUCACGCCUCACCACGUGCGUGCCCAUUCCUCACCCGCCUCACUACCCGUCAACAUGCCCGACGCAGCGACCGUGGCCGCAGCCGUGGCGGCAGCGGCCGUCAUCCCCGAUGACAUGCCGCUCCCGCACGGCUGGGAGAUGGCCAAGACGCCGACCGGGCAACGAUACUUUCUCAACCACCUGGACAAGACCACCACCUGGCAUGACCCCCGCCUGACACAACUCCAGUCUGCCGCCCCGCCGCACCCCGGCCCGUCCCCGGUCCACGCCCACUCCCUUAGCAACCCGGCCACGGCCAACACGCCGCCGAGCUGCAAUCCAGAUGCAGGUGGGCUGCCUGAAGGCUGGGAGCGGGCCGCCACUGCCGAAGGGGACGUGUACUACAUCGAUCACGUAAAUAAGAGCACCACGUGGCUCCACCCGCGUCUAGGCCUCCUAAGCUUGGUCAUGCAGCAGCGGAAGGAGAAAGAAAGACUGCGAUGCAAGCAACAAAUGCAGCUCAAGACGCAGGACAUAUCUGGAGGAGGAAGCAACCAGAUGUCGGCAGCCGUUGAUCUUGACAGGAACACGCUUGCCCCACCUGUGGAUGUCAGGAUUCGAGCGCCCACCUAUGAACCCACGCUGAACGGCGGCGCUCACUCUCGCAAUGAAAGCACCGACAGCGGCCUGAGCGUCAGCAGCCUGCCACGCUCAUCCGACCUGGCACUCGCUUCUGUGGACCACAUGGACACCGGUGAGUGCGUCGAGUCGCCGACUUUACAGGACUCGAUGCCCGUGAUGAACGAGAACGAAGAGCUGAUGCCCUGCAUCCCAGAGGGUCUGAGUUCAGACCUCCUGAUGGACAUGGAGACGGUCCUGUCCGGCUCACACAUGGACAGGGACAGCCUGCUCACCUGGCUAUAGAGACACCAUUUUGUGUCCUCUUCGAGAAGACUUUGUGUGGAUUGUUGACACUAACACGACAGAGGACUUCAUUUGCCAACACGUGACCAACGCCCAAUGCUACCCUCCUUGGCACCCUUGAAGUAAUCUCGCCUCAGGUGGUAAGAUGCCGGAAUUCUUCCUUUUUUGGGGGCUUUUGGAAGAAUCCACAUGGUCAACGGCCAUAUGUAUUAUGCUGAAGCCCAUUUGAAAGUCAGUUUUUCACAAUGAAAAUCGACAAAAUGACCAGAAGUAAUCCACAAGGUCAGAAAUGAUACACAGUCACAAUACUUGAGUCAUAUUCUUCAUGCAAUGGCUCUUCAUACCUGUUAUCCAUAAUAGUCACCACAUUGCACAGUCGAAAUAAAACAGCCAGAAAUAAUCCACAAAAGAUUCAUAACUGCCACCUUGCACAAAAUAGCAGAAUGCAGAAACACUAAUAAUACACAGUAAAAAAAAAAAAAAAAAUCUUGAAAUGAAGGGAAGGUGUUAAAGCAUUUAUCUAGUGAAGUAAUAGUAAGCAUUUAACGUAAAAUAUGUUGACUAUUGUGGUUUCUCAUACUGAGAGCCGUUCCUGAUGUUUCCUUCACCCAAUGAGCCACACCAGAGGGUUGAAAGAUUAGGAACGGCUAAGGAAGCAAAUGCACUGUUCUUAAUAUUAUGGUUUAGCCUUCUUGUGUGGGAUUUUAGGAGACGGCCAUUUUAAAGUUACAAUUAAAGGUACUACAGUACAACCUUUUAUCUUGCCAAUAAGCAGCAAAUGAAGACUUUUUUUAAGGUUGCUUAAUGGAGCAUCAAAAUUAUAAAUGUUGCGGUGUGUGUGAUUUAAAAAAAAAUAUAUGUAUAUUUACAUGUAUCGCUCAUACCCUUUCUGUCCAACACAAGUUUAUUUAUCUUAGGAUGAUGCAUGACACUCCCUGUUCUAUGAAUUUAUGUGUAACAUAAGCUUUAUCUAUUUACAGAGUUUUGUACCUUUUUAUGCAUGCGCUUUAUGUAUACAUUUAUUCUCACUAAU
Messenger RNA from Syngnathus acus (greater pipefish), 2438 nucleotides. Its product is annotated as transcriptional coactivator YAP1-like. Gene Ontology annotation, biological process: positive regulation of transcription by RNA polymerase II; hippo signaling. Gene Ontology annotation, molecular function: transcription coactivator activity; protein binding; transcription corepressor activity. The transcript has 9 exons. Bases 260 to 1405 code for a protein of 381 amino acids. The record is from RefSeq and is a predicted model, not a curated record. Gene Ontology annotation, cellular component: cytoplasm; nucleus. Lineage: Eukaryota; Metazoa; Chordata; Actinopteri; Syngnathiformes; Syngnathidae.